Solanum stenotomum is the source of this 3048-nucleotide messenger RNA. RefSeq lists its product as uncharacterized. Lineage: Eukaryota; Viridiplantae; Streptophyta; Magnoliopsida; Solanales; Solanaceae. Gene Ontology annotation, molecular function: nuclear import signal receptor activity. The record is from RefSeq and is a predicted model, not a curated record. Gene Ontology annotation, biological process: protein import into nucleus. Gene Ontology annotation, cellular component: cytoplasm; nucleus.
AUGGAUAUUAGUGAGUCGACUCAGAUGAAGGCGAUUCUAGGACCUGAAUCCGAGCCAUUUGAAACUUUCAUUUACGAUCACAUGGAGAGGUCAGGGGAGAAUCAUUCAAUAUUGAACAUGAUGAAGCUCAAGGAUCCUGACUCCCUUGCUCUUAAGCUUUCUGACUUUCUCAGUUCUUCUCAAAACUCUGAUUUCCGUGAAAAAUGUGCUAAAAUCCUUUAUGAUUUGCUUGUUGGUGAUGGUGAGGGGUGCAUUUGGAACAAUCUAAGUUCAUCAACUCAAUCCACCAUCAAGUGUAUCCUUGUUGUUCGUAUAAGGCUCGAAGAAUCAGAAUCCAUCAUCAAGCACUUAUGUUACAGCUUUUCGAACCUAUUUCUACCAUCUGAUAGCUGGCCUGAAUUGUUGCCUUUCCUACAGGAAUGUGUUAAUUCCAAUUCAAACAAGUUAAGAGACUCUUUUUUCUUAAUCUUCUCUGGAUUUUCUGAAGGCCUUUGCGAAACAUUAGUCCCUGAUAUAAUGAUCUCAUUCCCAGUUUUCCUAAAUACACUGAAUGAUGAUACCCUUGAUCCUCAAGUGAGGGUCGCGGUACUGACAACUGCGGUCAGAUUCAUUCUGUACCUCCCCAGUUCAAAUGAUACGGAGUUGUUUCAGAAUCUAUUGCCAGCUAUGCUGAGGGUGCUGACUGACGCAGUGAGAAAUGAUGCCGCACAAAACAUGCUGAAUCUUUUUAUUGAGUUGGCUAAGAAAGAGCCUAGGUUCUUCAGGAGGCAGCUUGUGGAUGUAGUGAGUGACAUGUUUGAGAUAGCUGAGGAUAAGAGUGUGAAAGAGAAGACAAAGCACUUGGCAGUUGAGUUCGUGUUAACUUUGGUUGAGGCGAAGAAAAAGGCUCCGGGGAUGAUGAAGAAGUUACCCUUGUUUAUAAACAAUUGCUUUGCAAUGAUUUUGAAGUUGUUACUGGAUAUUGAGGAUGAACCUAGCUGGUAUAGCACAGACACUGAACAUGAGUACGCAGGGGAAACACAGAACUUCGCUUUUGGUGAGAAGUGUUUAGAACGGUUCUCGGCUGCAUUAGGUGGAAAGAAUAUUGCCUCUAUUGCCAUGGAGCAGCUGGAGUCUUACUUUGACUCCCCGGAGUGGGAGAAGCGACAUGCAGCUCUCAGGGCAUUUUAUCAGAUAGCUGAAGGAAGCUCAAAGGUGAUGAUAAAGUAUUUGAAGAAAAUAGUGUAUGCAGUUUUGCAUUCUUGCCAAGAUCCUCAUCCUCGAGUCAGAUGGGCCGCUAUGGUUACAAUCGAACAGUUGUCGAACGACUUCUAUUGGGAGUGGCAAGAAAAAUACCAUAACCAAGUAGUUCCUGUAAUAGUUACAGCAAUGGAUGAUUUUCCUCGGGUGCAAAUAGCUGCAGCUUGUGCUCUUAUACAAUUCUUCGAUCCUGAAAUGCCAGAAACUUUGGUACCUUAUUUGGAUCAAAUACUCAACAAACUGCUUGUACUUCUACAGAAUGAUGAUCAAAUGGUUCAGAAAGCAGCAAUAGAGGCAUUGAUCGAUAUAGCUGAGUUUUCUAAUGAGCACUUCAAGAAUUUCUAUGAUUUUGUAAUGCCAGAUUUGAAAAGUAUCCUGAUAAAUGCAAAUGAUAAAUCUAAUUACAAGCUUCAAAGCAUCGCCUUGCAGUGCAUAAGCAACGUUGGGUUGGCUGUAGGCAAAGAGAAAUUAGAUGACUUAGAGAAGGUUAUGGAAGUGCUCAAGUCAUUACAAGAGUCUGAUACUAAUAUUCACAUUCUAAAGGCAUGCCACUCAAUUUGUAAGUGCAUCGGUAAGGAAUUUCUUCCUUACAUGAGUACUGUUAUGCCACCUUUGGUUGAAUAUGCUCAGCUUGAGAUAGAUAAAGACUUGGAUGAUGAAUGUUAUGAUAGUAUACAUGAAGUCAAGUUAGGAGAUGGAAGGAUACACAUCACAAGACGUGACCUCCUAGAUGGGAAAUCUACAGCCUGUAAUGUCCUUGUUUUAUUUGCUCAGACAUUGCACGAAGCCUUCUACCCAUGGAUUUCCCAGGCUGCUUCAAUAUUAAUUCCCCUUCGGAAUUUCUAUAUGGAUUAUUAUGUCAGGGAAACAAUGUCAUGCCUAUUGCAUUCUGCUAAACUUUUGGAAGAGAAAGGGACUGCUCAAGAUGGAAUCCAGUUAAACUUCAAGCAGUUGUCUGAAGAGAUAAUACUGGCUCUGGGGGAAGCUUUAUAUUCGGAGCCUGAGACAGAAACAUGUACAAUUAUUUUGAGUGAAUUGAAUAAAUGCCUAAAGGUUGUUUACAUAUUGAUAACAUUGAUCGAAACAUUCAAGGAUGCUUUCUUGCCCUUCCAUGAAGAGCUUUCAUCAGAUCUAAUGCCUAUGAGGGGAAAGGAUGAAACAACUGGAGAGAGAACACAACGUAUUCGUACAUUCAAUGCCUUCAUGGAGCAUUGUGAUGAAGUAGCUCAAAAGUACCAUAGUUUAUAUCUUCCUUUUCUCUUAGACGCAAGCAAUGACGACAAUCCAGAUGUUAGACAGGCUGCAUUUUGUGGACUUGGGCUUUGUGCUCAAUAUGGUGGUUAUGAUUUCAAACCUUUUAUUGGAGAGGCUCUUUCAAGGAUCAAUGCAGUCAUUAGGCAUUCCAAAGCUCUUGAACCUGACAACGUAACGGCAUAUGAUAGUGCUGUUUCUGCACUUGGUUGCAUAUGUCAAUUUCAUCUGGAAGAUAUUGACUCAGUGCAGAUUAUUCCGGCUUGGCUGAAUUGUCUUCCGAUAAAAGAUGACAUGAACAAAGCCAAAGCAGUUCUAGAGCAGCUCUGUUCAAUGGUUGAAAGAUCAGACAGAGAACUAAGGGGUCCCAACUAUCUGCACCUUCCAAAGGUUAUUUCAGUUUUUACUGAGGUUCUAUGUGCUGGAGACGAUGUUGUUACAGAAGAAACUGCAAAUCGCAUAAUUCAUCUGUUAAGGCAUUUCAAGGAAACAAUACUACCAGCCAUCUUGGCAUCGGCACGAGCAGGAGAUGGAAUUAGAAUCCAUUUUAUCACCUGA